CCGGCGCUGGAAGCGUUCGUUCCCGUUCCCGUUCCCGUUCCCGUUCCCCUUACCCUUCCCCUCCAGUCACCAGGAAAACCCUAGAGAACUUUUUUUCUCUUUCGCUCCGAUUUGGGGAGUUUCUUUGGCGAUGGGGGAGAGCGUGCGGGAUUUUGAGCUGCGCGAGUAUUUCCCGGCUUGGGCCAGGAGCGCUUCCGAAUGCGAGUUGGAGCUCUCUGUGUCGGCGGAUGACGGCCUCGAUUCCGAGCAGGUGUCGUGGCGGCGCGAAAUCUACGGUUGGAACGAGCUGGAGAAGCACCCCGGGCCUUCGAUUUGGCGGCUCAUCCUCGACCAGUUCAGGGACACCCUUGUGAGGAUCCUGCUCGGCGCUGCGGUUGUGUCCUUCUUCCUGGCUUGGUUCGACGGAAACCUUGGCGAGGCCGGGAUCGCGUCUUUUGUCGAGCCUUUGGUCAUCUUCCUCAUCCUCAUCGUGAAUGCUGCGGUCGGCGUGUGGCAAGAGAACAAUGCGGAGAAGGCCCUAGAGGCGUUAAAGGAGAUCCAGUCCGAGCACGCGACGGUCAAGAGGGACGGUGAAUGGAUCCCUAAUUUGCCUGCUAGGGAACUCGUACCUGGAGACAUCGUCCAGCUGCGGGUCGGCGAUAAGGUGCCCGCGGAUAUGAGAGUGUUCCACCUAAUAAGCUCCACCUGUAGGGUCGACCAGGGAUCAUUGACUGGGGAGAGCGCUGCAGUCAAUAAAACCAAUAGAUCGGCCAUCUCCGAAGAUACCGACGUCCAGGGAAAAGAAUGCAUGGUAUUCGCCGGCACAACCGUUGUCAAUGGCAGUUGCGUUUGCUUAGUUACCCAGACGGGAAUGGACACCGAAAUUGGCAAAAUACACUCACAAAUUCACGAAGCUUCGCAGUGCGAUGACGAGACUCCUUUGAAGAAGAAAUUGAACGAGUUCGGGGAGCUACUCACGACGAUAAUUGGCGUUAUCUGCGCAUUAGUUUGGCUUAUUAACGUGAAGUACUUCUUUACCUGGGAGUAUGACAAUGGAUGGCCUUGCAAUUUCAGGUUCUCAUUCGAGAAAUGCACCUACUACUUCAAAAUUGCUGUGGCCUUGGCGGUUGCUGCCAUCCCGGAGGGUCUACCGGCGAUAAUUACAACUUGCUUGGCGCUAGGAACACGGAAAAUGGCACAAAAGAAUGCUCUUGUAAGAAGGUUGUCCAGCGUUGAAACAUUAGGAUGCACAACAGUUAUAUGUUCUGAUAAGACUGGCACACUCACUACUAAUCAGAUGUCGGCAGUAAAGAUUGUGGCAAUGGGCCACCAGACUGAUAGCCUGAGGGCAUUCAUCGUUGAGGGGACAACAUAUGAUCCCGAUGAUGGAGAAAUACAUGGUUGGCCAGCUGAUAAAAUGGACGAGAACCUUCAGAUGAUUGCCAAGAUUGCUGCCGUUUGCAAUGAUGCCAAUAUCUCACAGUCAGCACACCAAUUUGUUGCCACUGGAAUGCCUACUGAAGCUGCUUUGAAGGUUCUGGUGGAGAAAAUGGGAAUUCCUAGUGAUUUCUCUACUCUAUUGCAGGAAUCUUCUAUCUUACUACGAUGCUGUCAUUGGUGGAAUGGGAUUGCACGCAGGAUUGCAACUCUUGAAUUUGACAGAGUCCGAAAAUCAAUGGGUGUCAUUGUUAAUUCAGAGUUGGGAAACAAUUCAUUGCUAGUGAAGGGAGCUGUGGAAAAUUUGUUGGAGAGAAGUUCUUAUAUUCAGUUGCUUGAUGGAUCCGUAGUGCGUUUGGAUGAGAGUUCAAGAAAUCUUGUCCUAGAAGCACUUCAUGAGAUGUCAACCAAUGCCUUGCGCUGUAUAGGUUUUGCAUAUAAGACUGAUCUAUCUGAAUUGGCUACAUAUGAUGGUGAAGAUCAUCCUGCUCAUAGAUGUUUACUUGACCCAUCUAACUACUCAUCUAUUGAGAGUGAUCUCACCUUUGUUGGUUUUGUUGGACUGAGGGAUCCUCCUCGUGAAGAGGUUCGUGAAGCAAUUAAAGAUUGUAGAGAGGCAGGCAUCAGAGUCAUCGUGAUAACUGGUGAUAACAAAGGGACAGCAGAAGCCAUUUGUAGAGAAAUAGGUGUCUUUGGCCCUGAUGAAGACAUCAACUCAAAAAGCUUUAUAGGAAAAGAUUUCAUGCUUCUUCCUGAUAGACAAAACAUAUUAAGGCAAAAAGGUGGGCUUCUUUUCUCAAGAGCAGAACCAAAGCACAAACAAGAAAUUGUAAGGUUACUGAAAGAAGAUGGUGAGGUUGUAGCAAUGACAGGUGAUGGGGUAAAUGAUGCCCCUGCAUUGAAAUUGGCUGACAUUGGAAUUGCCAUGGGCAUUUCUGGGACAGAGGUAGCAAAGGAAGCUUCUGAUAUGAUUUUGGCUGAUGACAACUUCAGCACCAUCGUUGCUGCAGUUGGUGAAGGACGAUCUAUUUAUAACAACAUGAAAGCCUUUAUAAGGUAUAUGAUAUCGUCCAAUAUAGGUGAAGUUGCUUCCAUUUUCCUGACAGCAGCUUUAGGCAUUCCCGAAGGGUUGAUACCUGUUCAACUUUUGUGGGUGAAUUUGGUCACCGAUGGUCCUCCGGCAACAGCUUUGGGUUUUAAUCCACCUGAUAGAGAUAUCAUGAAGAAGCCCCCUAGGAGGACUGAUGAUCCAUUGAUCAAUGCUUGGAUUCUUUUCCGUUAUUUGGUCAUUGGGUUUUAUGUUGGAAUUGCUACUGCAGGAGUUUCCGUAAUAUGGUACACACAUGGAUCCUUCAUGGGAAUCGACUUGAGCGGUGAUGGUCAUACCCUAGUAAGCUAUUCACAGCUUGCUGAUUGGGGCCAAUGCUCGACUUGGGAGGGUUUCCAAGUUUCACCGUUUAAUGCUGGAAAUCAUAUAUUCUCAUUUGAUGAAAAUCCGUGCAAUUAUUUUCAAUCUGGAAAAGUAAAGGCCACCACUCUUUCGCUCUCUGUUCUGGUGGCAAUAGAGAUGUUCAAUUCACUUAACGCUCUAUCUGAAGAUGGAAGUCUUAUCACAAUGCACCCUUGGGCCAACCCAUGGCUUCUUCUGGCGAUGUGCAUCUCCUUCGGACUUCACUUCUUGAUUUUAUACGUUCCUUUCCUUACUCGAGUGUUUGGAAUCGUACCCCUCAGCUUCAACGAGUGGCUUUUAGUCUUGGUGGUUGCUUUUCCUGUGAUCCUAAUUGACGAGAUUCUUAAGCUUGUCGGGAGGUGGAGGAGUUCAUCCCAGCUUGGGAGAUCAUCAAAGAGGCUCAAGAUCGAUUGAUAAUGGAAAUUUCUAGCCUACUAACACGUAUAGUCUUCCAUAAUUUUAUUAUUCACACACAACAUGAGACAUGCCAUGCUUAGAAAUGAAGUUUUCCAUCAAAGUUCAACAUGAGGGAUUCUGAAUUUUCUUGAGGCAGACGAUGGAAACUUACAAUGAAAUUUAUAUGUGUGCUUCUUUCGGUGUC
Zingiber officinale is the source of this 3467-nucleotide messenger RNA. RefSeq names its product calcium-transporting ATPase 1, endoplasmic reticulum-type-like. NCBI's taxonomy places the organism in Eukaryota, Viridiplantae, Streptophyta, Magnoliopsida, Zingiberales, Zingiberaceae. Gene Ontology annotation, molecular function: ATP hydrolysis activity; P-type calcium transporter activity; ATP binding. The coding region runs from base 131 to 3280 and encodes 1049 amino acids. The record is from RefSeq and is a predicted model, not a curated record. Gene Ontology annotation, biological process: calcium ion transmembrane transport; intracellular calcium ion homeostasis. The transcript has 8 exons. Gene Ontology annotation, cellular component: membrane.